Messenger RNA from Condylura cristata (star-nosed mole), 2390 nucleotides. RefSeq names its product Kruppel-like factor 9 (gene KLF9). Gene Ontology annotation, biological process: regulation of transcription by RNA polymerase II. NCBI's taxonomy places the organism in Eukaryota, Metazoa, Chordata, Mammalia, Eulipotyphla, Talpidae. The record is from RefSeq and is a predicted model, not a curated record. Gene Ontology annotation, molecular function: RNA polymerase II cis-regulatory region sequence-specific DNA binding; DNA-binding transcription factor activity, RNA polymerase II-specific. Bases 1241 to 2101 code for a protein of 286 amino acids. The transcript has 3 exons.
UUAUAGAUUCGCACUGUAUUUAUUCGUCACCCCUGUGUUCCCCUACAUAUGUCAAUUUUACUGCCAGCAACACAAAAUGCAAGAAUGCAUCCAGUUUCACUACAGCUCUUCGCGUUUACAAGUGGUGAGCGCUAGCUUUCGGAACGCCCUUCUGAUUGGCCGAGUCAAUGUCAGUGACAUCAACCAACUUACUUUUGAUUGGAAGGCUGGUUGCUGGGACUGUAGCGUUUGCAGGAAGUCACUUAACUGUUUGCGAGCUGGAAACCCGAAGCUGGAGUUCUUUUUUGUCAUAAGAAUGGGCACAACUGACUAGGGAAGGUGCGUCCCACAGUUCCGCAAAUUGGAAUGUGAGCCAGGAGGCCUGCACCAGCUACCAAACCGAGAGGCACUCCUGAAGAUGAGCGGCAGCUCCUUUCCAGCCUCCCGGCUGUUACCCUUUUAAAUGUCAGCGUUGGAGGCUGUAGGGGUAGCACGAGGCAUCGAAACCGAACAGUCGGAUUGGCCGCACGCCUCAGUUCUAGACGCACCUCUCCACCGAAAGGCAGUUCUGACUGGCAGGGGGAGAAAGUAAACAGAGUUGAAUCACCCUCCCCACUGGCCAAUUGGAGGGGGUUUGGAUUGUGACGUGAUGGGAUUCUGCAAAAUUGUUACUGAGCAAGAGAAUGCCGGAACGGUGCGGACCGCCAGGAGCAGGGGCACAGAAGCUGUCAGUGGACUGGGGAGAAAGUGUCUAUUAGACCUGGCGCUUGGUCCGGCCCUUGCCACCUGCGUCCGGGUGGUCGGGUGAAUUCCUGGGGCUUCGGAUCGACGGAGAGGCGGCCGAGGGCGUGUACCUCUCUUGCAGUUUCCUCUCCCAGCGCCUCGGGGGCGUUUGCAGUCGAAUAAACUUGCGACUGCCACGUGUGGCAUCUUUCCAAGGGAUCCGGCUCAGAGCGGCCGGCGCGCCCGUCGGGGGGAUCGCCCCCGGUGCCGGGCAGGGGCGGCGGCUAGAGGCGGCAGCGCGGCGGAGCCCGGGGCCGUGGAUGCUGCGUGCGGAGGCGCUGCCGGUUACGUAAAGAUGAGGGGCUGAGGUCGCCUCGGCGCUCCUGCGAGUCGGAAGCGCCCCGCGCCCCCGCCCCCUUGGCCGGCGCGCCGCGCGGUGCUGCGCCGCGUUCGUCGUCCGAGGCGAGGGCAGGGUAAGCCGAACCUCCGCAGCCACCGCCAAGUUUGGCCGCGCCGCCGGGGCUCUGUCGCCCGCACCAUGUCCGCGGCCGCCUACAUGGACUUCGUGGCUGCCCAGUGUCUGGUUUCCAUUUCGAACCGCGCUGCGGUGCCGGAGCAUGGGGGUGCUCCGGACGCUGAGCGGCUGCGACUACCUGAGCGCGAGGUGACCAAGGAACACGGUGACCCGGGGGACACCUGGAAGGAUUACUGCACGUUGGUCACCAUCGCCAAGAGCUUGUUGGAUCUGAACAAGUACCGACCCAUCCAGACCCCCUCGGUGUGCAGCGACAGUCUGGAGAGUCCGGAUGAGGAUAUAGGAUCCGACAGCGACGUGACCACCGAAUCUGGGUCGAGUCCUUCCCACAGCCCGGAGGAGAGACAGGAUCCUGGCAGCGCGCCCAGCCCGCUUUCCCUCCUCCACCCUGGAGUGGCUGCGAAGGGGAAACACGCCUCCGAAAAGAGGCACAAGUGCCCCUACAGUGGCUGUGGGAAAGUCUAUGGAAAAUCCUCCCAUCUCAAAGCCCAUUACAGAGUGCAUACAGCUUCUUCAAGAAUUGCCCUAGUCUGCUCCAGCUGCUAUAACAAAGAUCCACAUCUGGAUAGCUUAAACAGAAACGUAUUUCCUCACAUUCUGGAAGCUAGCAGUCCGUCAUUAAGGUGCUGGCAGGGUGAGCGGCCCUUCCCCUGCACAUGGCCAGACUGCCUUAAAAAGUUCUCCCGCUCAGACGAGCUGACCCGCCACUACCGGACCCACACUGGGGAAAAGCAGUUCCGCUGUCCGCUGUGUGAGAAGCGCUUCAUGAGGAGCGACCACCUCACAAAGCACGCCCGCCGUCACACGGAGUUCCACCCCAGUAUGAUCAAGCGGUCGAAAAAGGCCCUGGCCAACCCUUUGUGAGGUGCUGCCCACGAAAGCCAGGGAGGGAUGGACCCCAGAAGGACAAAGUUACUCCCAGCAAACAGACAGACACAUGGAAACUAAGCCCCAGAAGAGGCACGCUGACAGCACAGGAAGUCACUGUUCUUUGGUCAAUAUUCUGAUUUUCCUCUCCCUGCAUUGUUUUUAAAAAGCACAUUGUAGCCUAAGAUCAAAGUCAACUCUUGGUCCCCUUACAGAGGCAACUCUGCACUGUCUCUGACUGUUGGAGGGAAGGCAAAUGCUUUUCUUUUUUCUCCUUUAUUUUGGG